CAGUGGGCUUUUAUAAAGGGUUGACUCUGCGUCGUGGGAGUGCUUCGAAUGGUUCUGGGCUGCUGAUCGUUAUCACUGUGCAGUGUGCCCCACUCCCCCAAGCUCAUUCCACAACUUCAACGCGUAUAUCGCGUAUGCGGUCAGCGACCUCCGCAAGGCCUCAAUGAUCAUCUUUUGUCAUCUGCAUUGAAUGACGAUCUUUGUCCUUGAUCAAUGCUCUAUUGUAUCUGAUGCGCUUUAAUGCAGGGAUCAAGAUCCUACCAGGAUGUGCUACCUCAACCAGGCAGCCGCAUUUUAGACGGCAAUGACACCCCACGUCCUCACACCAGGUAAAUACAUAUAAUAUUGGGCUUCCCACUCAUGAUGUUACCCUAUCGUAGCGCCCAUCAAAGACCGAGGACGUCUUACCAUGACUCGUGUCAACUUCGAGCCUGAGGGUGAUGCAGUGGAAAGUCCCCCAACUGAAACUCAGAGGCUGCUUCCAUCGACAGGGACUUCACCCGAAGGUCAUCGCUCGCAUAUUAAUUCCAGAACACUAUGGAAGAUAUAUGCAAUCAUAUUCUUUGCCAACAUGGGCGUCCAGAUCCUCGGUCCUGCCCAAACACGGAUCUAUGAGACUAUUUAUUGUGCUCAAUGGUACAAAAACCACCCUUUGGAUGAUUCAAUUCAGCAUCUGGGCCAGAUUCCAGAAUUUCUCUGCAAGAUUAAAGAGGUUCAACAGCCCGUCUCCAGCCUCAAAGGCUGGUUGGAAUGUUUCGGUGCCAUUCCUGGCCUCUUACUCAGCAUCCCUAUGGGAAUCCUGGUUGACUCGAUCGGGCGGAAAUAUGUUGGCCUUUUGGUGGUGACCACCCUUUGGCUGACCCAGGUCUGGAUAGCAUUCAUCAGUUGGUUUGAUGGUGCUAUUUCUCUUCGCUAUAUAUGGUGUGGGUCAUUUGUCUAUCUCUUUGGUGGAGGGGUAAUUGUGGCAGAAAUCGUGAUUGCUUGUAUUCUUACCGAUAUCAGCUCCAAAGAGGAACUGUAUGCUAUUCUCUCGACCUUCUCUGAGUCUCCGCUAACAUUCACUAGGACGGUUAAUUUCCUACGGACCAGCGCCUUCAAUGCCUUUGCCAAAACCUGUGGGCCCAUCAUUGCUGCUAUACUCAUGCGGUACGAUCCCUGGCUCGCAAUCUACACCGGGCUUGCCAUGCUCCUAUUUACCGUCAUUCUUAUCAUUCACGUUCCGGAAACAUUGCAGCUGCGCGAAGGAUUCGAGGCCACACAGAGGGGACAUGCAACGAAGUGGUUCUCCAACAUCACGUGGAAAGAAACACGAGAAUCACUACGAGAGGUGAUGAAGAUCUGGAGCGACUGGCGGCUAUGUUUCGUGGCUUUGACAUAUCCUUUCCGGAUGUUAGCCUACGCUUUAAGCGAUCUCAUCCAGCGAUAUGUGUCGAAUCGCUAUGGUUGGACAUUGGCCGAUGCAACACUGUUAUACUCGAUCCAGGCAGCCGGGGCAGGCAUUCUGCUCUUCACAUUGCUUCCAUGGAUCUCGCACCAAAUCGAUAUGAGAUACUCAUGGAGUACGAUCCACAAAAACGUGGUCCUAUCCAGGGCGUCUUUGCUGGUUCUUGCCAUUGCGUAUGUCACCAUUGGAAUUGCCUUCAACAUCCCCAUGUUAAUAGUAGGACUUUUUGUUGAAAGCAUGUCGACAGGUUUGCAGAGCACCAUGAAAACUUUGGCCUCGGCUUUAGUGGAAGGUGAGGGCCAAGGGAAGGUAUUUUCGCUGCUCGCCAUGGUGGAAACACUGAGUACCAUGCUGGCAUUCCCCCUUUCUGCUUCCUUGUUCAAUCUGGGAUUGCAAAAGGGUGGUGGUGCUUGGCUCGGUCUGCCAUACGACAUGACUGCCCUAUUGGCAUUUGUAUGCUUCUUAUCUAUGUGUCUACUGACAUUUGAGGCACGGAUGAGAAUAUGAUGGAUUGUGGUUGUUGAUUUCUCGGGGCUGGCCUUACCAUAGAUGUCUACCUAAGGUAAUUAAAGGAGAGGUACCUAAUUUGAGGCUUGCGGUAAAAGUUGAUCGGUGGGAUGACGACUCCCCUGGCACUCAUGGUCCUCAGUCAAGUCAAUGGCGUCAUUAAAUGCAUGAUUGCAGCCUAAAAGUACCUACGGAGUAGGUUAAGUACUCGU
Messenger RNA from Exophiala mesophila, 2163 nucleotides. RefSeq lists its product as uncharacterized. Gene Ontology annotation, molecular function: transmembrane transporter activity. Gene Ontology annotation, biological process: transmembrane transport. Bases 410 to 1951 code for a protein of 513 amino acids. Lineage: Eukaryota; Fungi; Ascomycota; Eurotiomycetes; Chaetothyriales; Herpotrichiellaceae. The record is from RefSeq and is a predicted model, not a curated record. Gene Ontology annotation, cellular component: membrane. The transcript is spliced from 2 exons.